Psylliodes chrysocephalus is the source of this 3259-nucleotide messenger RNA. The record is from the annotation of a GenBank genome assembly. Lineage: Eukaryota; Metazoa; Arthropoda; Insecta; Coleoptera; Chrysomelidae.
CUAAAUAUUCGUCAAACCACUCAAACCUAAUAAAGUAGAAUAUUCAUCUGGAAUGGCCUUCUUAUUAAAAAAAAACUUCUGUAAGCUUAUUCGCGCGAUAAUCAUCACUUUACAUUCUUUACAAAGUAAUCAUAUUAUAACCUUAGAACAUUCUGUAUUAUUUUAAAUCCUAUUAUCAUAAUAAUUACAAAAAAAGACAGACUAAAACCAAAACAAUCUUUAGUUCAUUAUCUGGUUGAAUAACCUGACGUCAGCUGAUAGAAAGAUAUAAAUAACCGGUACGUGAAGCUACCAAACCAGUGUAUAGUCUGAACUCGCAAGUCGUUAUAGAAACAAAACUGUUUAAUAGUCGUAACUCGAUCAAUCGAAUCGUAUCCUAGCAAAUUAUCGUGAUAAUAAAGUGUCAAAAAACUCAGUAAAAAUGUCAGAAAGCCAUUUCGACGAAUACGAACAUUAUAAUUUCGAAUAUGAGAAGCAAAUCUACAGCGGUCACAGCGGUGGUAAACAAAGAACGAAAAAAGAGGCCAGUGAACACACCAACCAUUUCGAUCCCUCAGGCCACUCUAGAAAAAUAGCGACCAAGUUGAUGAAUUUAGAGGCCAACAAGAAGAAGCAAGCUGCGUGAUCCAACAGGACUCAUGCAAAGGUGAAUAAACUACGAGACUGAAAAGAUUCCCGCAGAUGGUUUAAUGAUUUGAAUUUUUUUAUAAUUUUUCUAUGCUUUAACAACUUUAAAAACCCAAAUAAAAACUUUAAAGGGUAUCAAUCGCAUUUGGAAUAAUUAAUUUUGAUUUGAUGAAAGUGUUUUAUAAUUUUUUUUAUGGAAUAAAUUGGUUAUAAAACUCUGUAUACAUUUUUUUCAAUGUCAUAACAUGACACCCACUUAAUGUUUUGCUUUUGUUGACAACUAUAUUUUUUAUAACUAGAAACGACUGGUUUUCAAGGUGAUUUGUGUUUUCGAAACAAAGAUAAUUGAAAAUAAACCGAAGGCGAGGAUAACCUUCUGAUAAAAGAAUUGAGAAAUAUCUAAUCUUUAGUAUUUUUUUACGAUGUAGGUAUAUACAAGGUGGACAAGGCAUUUCAACGUAAGGUAAAAUAAGUACAAUUUGAAAAAAGUGAAGAAGGAAGAAGCAUAUUCAAGACUGAAUCUCGCAAAAAUUAAUCAAAACUGGCAUCAAAUUUUACGCAAGGCAAAAUGUCAAGAAAUGAAAAAUAAUGUUCAGCACGUAAAGGAUUGGAUCGACCGCUUGAUCGAUUACAAAAAUAGAUCGAUAGCCAAGUUGUUAAAAAACCUUGAAGGAGCCGAGGAGGAUUACUUAAACAACUCUAAUUCGCAUACAAACCAUUUGGAAAACAUACUGAAAGACCAAACUAAAUAUGUAGAGAAACUGUAUGCUCAGCAUCUAAAAGACGUGGAGGAAUUAAUGAGAUCUUCCCAAAUUGAAAGUGAGAAUUUGUACAAAGAAGCUGGAGAGGAACAAAUAUAUUUGAGGACUAUAUUGUAUAGGCAGGAGAUUAAUGAAAAUGCUAGUAAAAAGGAGGUUGAAAACUACAUGCUUAACUAUUACGAAGCUGAACAUGACUUCCAGUCAAGUCUGCAAAAAAUGAUGAAAUCUCAAGAGGACGUCUGUACAGGAAUAUGGAAACAAGUAGAGGAACAAAUAAUGGAAUAUAUUGAAAAAACUGAUGCACGACGAAUGAAAUAUGCUGAACUAAUGAGAACAGACGCCGAAAGUGCCACCGAAAUAAUCGAUAAUGAAGAACGCAUAAAGCAGGAACAGGCAGAAGUUCAUACCCUCAAAGAACAAUUAGAAAAUCUCAAUUCGGCCCAAGAUAUCAAAAUAUCAUUAUUAGACGUAGAACUGAAAGAAUUAAAACAAGAUUUUUUCAAGAAACGAAAAGACCUCAAGAAAGAUUUAGAAACUGAUGACUUAAAAAUGAAAGUACUUGUAGAAGCUUCUACCGAGUCUAUAGAAUAUUUAAAAAAAAUCGCGCAAAGAGGGGAGUACAUAAGGAACCUCGCAGAAUCCUGUAAAAAGUUCGAAACGGACCGGGAAAAGUUAGUAAAUUGGUUUUCGGUUACUAGAACGAAUUUUAAAAUGUAUAAUGAUGUGGAAGAAGAAGAAGAACAAGAACCCGAAUCGUCGAAAGUCGCGGAUGAGGUGCAAGAAUUACAAUGUAUCCUUAGAGAAUCAUUAGAAGAAGAUAUAGAAACAGAAGAAUCAAAAUCGCUCGGUUCGAAAUCAGAUCAACUCUCAGAAUUAUCACCUCGAAGUAUAGUUCCAGAAAUUGCAUCACCUGAAAUCACUAACAUAACAUCUGUCCAAAACGUCACUUUAUACGAUAAAGUUCUAGAGGAAGCUUCUCCGAUUUUAUCACCAAUGACUUCCGAAGAAUCCCAAAAGUCCGAGAAGAAAUCAUCAGAUUUCGUCGACAGUUGCUUGAAAUCUCUAGAACCAAUUGAAAAUUUUUGGACAACUUACAACAAAGUUAAGAUAGAUUGUUUGGAACUAAAGGAAGAGAAGAGAGUUUUGGAACAUGAAAACAAACAACUACGAGGAAUGAUUAGAGCUAUUCUAGAGGCGGCGGCCUUAUCAAAUUCUAUACCGAAUAGUAAAGUGUCUACAAGGGUGCCUUCAAGGAAAAUAAGCGCAUGCUCAGCUACCAUUCGAAGGCUGAAUUUAGUUAAAUAGAUGUACUUUUGAUGUAGCUUUAUCAUUGAUAAAUAGUAUAUUAGUUCAGGUGAAGGAUGAGAUGAGUACAAAGCUGUCGUAAAAUUGGAAAUUAUAAAAAUCAGCCUUCCUGAAAUGGUGUUACGAAUUUAAAAUAUAUAAUACCUCUGUUAAAAUAAUUGUAAAUCGUUUGUUAAACUGUUUUACACCAAAAAUACAACAGUCUUACUACACAAAGUAAACCAUAAUUUUGUGGACACAGACAGACGCCAUCGCUUCUUAUUCAUUCCAAUGAACUGGAGUGGGGUAGAAGGCCAAUGUGCACGUUGUAUCAAUAGAUUAGAUUAGGAGUUGGACAUUAUUUGGUUUUGUCCAACGCGACCUUUUCAGAUCUCCGUUUGUUUUAGAGUAUGUCGUCUAGCAUGGUCUUUUUUAUUAGACUUAGUAGCUUUGACAGUGGCUCAAGCAUGUAGUUGCAUGUAAUUGGCUUUUCUUCGCCUAAUGUUAGAAACCUCAUUCCAGCCAGGCCUUCACAUUGGCACAGGACGUGGAAUGAUGUUUCCUCUUCUUCUUCACAAAACCUGCAC